Messenger RNA from Dioscorea cayenensis subsp. rotundata (Guinea yam), 2025 nucleotides. Its product is annotated as probable mediator of RNA polymerase II transcription subunit 26b. Bases 453 to 1889 code for a protein of 478 amino acids. Gene Ontology annotation, cellular component: nucleus. The transcript is spliced from 9 exons. The record is from RefSeq and is a predicted model, not a curated record. NCBI's taxonomy places the organism in Eukaryota, Viridiplantae, Streptophyta, Magnoliopsida, Dioscoreales, Dioscoreaceae.
UAUCAUUCUUUCUUCUCUCUUUCUCUCUCUAUCUCUCGGUCUUUCUCAUUCUUUGAGGCAUUGGUCUCCUCUCACAACAUCGACGAGAACGAUCUCAAAUUUAGAACUUUUAAUCAUAAUUUGAAACUAGAUUUUUCAUCGGGAGGUUGUUGGGCAUGAAUUCGUGAUCGGUGUUUUUUCUUUUUGUGUUUUUUUUUCUACAAAUUAUCUGCCAAUUUUUUUUUUUUCUUGAUUGGAUCAUUGGAGUGGGGUUGAUCGCUGGGAAUCGGAAUUUGGAUUUGGGUUUUCGAUCCUUUGGAUUUUUUUUUUGGAUUGGUUUUGUGGUGGUGUUUGGAGUUUUCGGAUUGAAAAAAAAAACGUUGAAUCGGAGAGAAUUUUGGGCUGUGAAUCGAGAUCGGUGAUUGGAGCCGGGUCUUGGAUCGGUUUUCCGAUCGAGCUCGAGCGGCAGCGAGAUGGCCGGGAGUUCAUCGUCGAUGGAUUACUGGAGACGGUUCUUCCGCAGCGCCAACUCGGAUAUUUUUGAUGUGAUUGAGAAGGCAAUCAUGGUUGCUGCCUCCGAUCAUUCCGAGGAGUUCCUUCUGAGACGGGAUGGAAUCGCUGUGACUCUCUUCGCGCAUCGCCGCCCGGAGACUGACCCCACCGUUCGUGUCGUCGGGGAGGAUGAAAAUGAAGAUGAAGAUGAAGAUGAAGACGAGGAGGAGGAGAGGAGUAAGAGAGGUUGUGAGGAUGAGAAGGAACGCAACGAGACGAGCACUAGUGGGAGGGGUGAAGAGGUGAAUAGGUUGCCGAGUAAGUAUAGCUAUGAUGAGGCUGAAGCUCUUACGGAUGAAAUUGAAGAAGAGAAUCAAAUGGUUGGAGAGGUUCUCAGGAUCAAAGAGUUGCUUGAGAAUCAUCAGGAACAGUCUGAUGGGGUGCUGUUUGAUUCACUGAGAAGGCUGCAAUUGAUGCAGCUAUCUGUGGAGACUUUGCAGGCCACAGAGAUCGGUAAGGCUGUCAGUGGACUGAAGAGGCACAGCUCAAAGAAGAUCCGGCAUCUUGUUCGAACUCUCAUCGAAGGGUGGAAGAUUUUGGUCAGCCAGUGGUUAAAUGCUACUGCAACCAUCACUGAUGGUACCCCGGAUUCUGUCAUUAUAUCUGCUGAGGAAGAGGAUGAAGAGGGGCUGCCUUUCCCUCCACUUGAUGAGGGUGCUCUUCUGGCCACCCAAACAGCACCAAUUGAACUCUCCAAGAUCUUUGAUGGCCUGGAUGAUGAUGGAAAUCUUCAGACCAACGGGCAACAAGAAAAGAACUCAGGCCGAAGGAUUUCAGAGCAAAACCAAUAUGGAAGGAUUCCACAUGAAAAACACAACGGAAGGAUCUCACAUCAAAACCAUAAUGCCGAAAGGAAGCAGCUGCCUCCCAAAAUUUCAGCUCCUUUAGAACCGCGAGGCCAGCCAAGGAGGCCCGUAACUGAAGUCAAGCAAACAAUGCAAGACAAGAGUCGGCAAACAAAGCCUCAACCUUCUUCUUUCAACAAGCAAUCUCGGGCUCCUGCAACCGUUCAUGAAAUUAAUAGACCUUCAAGGCCAGCUUCUGAGUUUAAAGUUAAUUCUCUUGUAAGAACUCAGCAUCGGCAAGACCCCGUUGGAACUCAGAGAAGAAACCCUCCUGCUCCAGCCCUCGAGAAAUCAAAGAAUUCUGAGGAUGCAUCUGUGCGAGCGAAGCUCGAGAUUGCAAAGAGGAGGCUUCAUGAAGGAUAUCAGCAAGCUGAGAAUGCCAAGAAACAAAGAACAAUUCAAGUCAUGGAGAUUCAUGAUCUUCCAAAACAAGGGUACCAUCCUAGACAACCACAACAGUCCAAUGUAAAGCACAAGAACAAAUUAAGAGAUAUGCUCAAAGGAAGACGAUGAAGGUAGUUAAUUUUUCCAGUAAUUCGGAGAGUGGUUUGAGUGCACGGUCAGCAACUGUGAAUCAAGAACGACCAUAUGAAAGAACUGAUACCGAAAUAAUGCAUGUAAUUUAACCCCCAAAAAAAAAAAAAAUUAA